AUGCUGUCCCACAGGUUCGUGACAGUGCGUGGGGGCAGCCCUGCGGCCCGGUCAGGUCAGAUCCAGCCGGGUGACCAGCUAGAGGCAGUGGAGGGGCGGUCCGUUGUCACGCUGCCUCACAGAGACCUGGCACAGAUACUGAGACGGGCCGGAAACACACUCAGACUCACCAUCAUACCAAGACUUAACCCCAACUCCUCUAGUAUGUCAGAAGGCCCAGAGUUAGAUGCUGGUGGCAGGACAAGGAAAGGCCACAGAGGGAGGCCCAAGCAGCAGGACCAGCGUUACUAUAGUGUAGACCUAGAGAGAGGUCCUACAGGUUUUGGCUUCAGUCUGCGGGGGGGCAGUGAGUACAACAUGGGCCUGUAUGUCCUGGGACUGAUGGAGGGAGGACCUGCCUCACGCAGCCACCGGAUACAGGUGAGUGACCAGCUGGUGGAGAUAAAUGGUGACAGUACAACAGGAAUGACCCACAGCCAGGCCGUAGAGCAGAUAAGAAGAGGGGGACAUCGUAUACACCUGGUACUGAAGAAAGGAAACGGAUACGUCCCGGACUAUGUGGAGCUCUCCAGCCUGUCUCUGUGUAUGACCAACUCUAAGCAGGGAGAGCCUUGUUUCUAUGUCAUCGGCAGAACAGAGAAUACGCGACCAUGAUCCCAGAGCAGUCUCCCCCUCCUCCUAUCUCUACCCAGAGGAGCCGGGUGUGGCUGCAGUAGAUAAAACACGCUCUCUGCCAACGAAGAGCGGAAGGGUGGAUAGAGGAGGAGGACAGAGGGAGAGGGAGAAGAGAAGGAGGCAGAGGAAGGGAGGUAGUCUGGGGGAAAGGAGUAGCAGAGGAGGAGGACGAGGUACUCCUGACACAGACCUGGAUUGUCCCGAGGAGGAGGAG
Oncorhynchus masou masou (cherry salmon) is the source of this 889-nucleotide messenger RNA. RefSeq names its product membrane-associated guanylate kinase, WW and PDZ domain-containing protein 3-like. The record is from RefSeq and is a predicted model, not a curated record. The coding region runs from base 1 to 654 and encodes 217 amino acids. Gene Ontology annotation, cellular component: cell-cell junction; cytoplasm. The transcript is spliced from 6 exons. NCBI's taxonomy places the organism in Eukaryota, Metazoa, Chordata, Actinopteri, Salmoniformes, Salmonidae. Gene Ontology annotation, biological process: signal transduction. Gene Ontology annotation, molecular function: protein binding.